Penicillium roqueforti is the source of this 1695-nucleotide messenger RNA. RefSeq names its product rRNA (cytosine-C5-)-methyltransferase RCM1. The coding region runs from base 1 to 1695 and encodes 564 amino acids. Gene Ontology annotation, biological process: rRNA base methylation. Gene Ontology annotation, molecular function: methyltransferase activity. Lineage: Eukaryota; Fungi; Ascomycota; Eurotiomycetes; Eurotiales; Aspergillaceae. The record is from RefSeq and is a predicted model, not a curated record. The transcript has 2 exons. Gene Ontology annotation, cellular component: nucleolus.
AUGUCCCUCUACUUCGAUGCAGUCGCAAUCCUGACCGCGCCCUCCUCAGGCGGCUCCUUCAAGUCGCGAGUCUACAGCGCCCGCAACCUACGCGCCUCUCCAGCCCAGAUCUACGCACUGAUCACCGAGGCCGCAAAAUGGGACACUGUGCUAGCAGAUGUGAUAGACAAAUCCGGUAUUCUCGCACUAGAGCGCAAGCUCACUCCCCUCCUCGCUCUCCUCCUCGUCCAUGACCACCUCCUCGCGAAGAAGGGCAUUGCCGCGCCGGCAACGCACACACUCCGCCAGACGGUGGAGCGCCACAAGGCCAGGCUGAAGGCCGAGUUCACGAAAGCGCGCGUGCGUCGUGGAUGCGCUUCCGUCGAGCAAUUCAAGGCUGUUGUCGUGCGCGAGAAACGGCUCGCUGAUGGGACGAGCCAUUUCGUCUACCCGCGCUGGGUGCGCGUUAAUAAUAUCCGCACGACGCUUGAAGAGCAGCUGGAUACUACGUUCAAGGCUUAUCGUCGCGUAGAGAGUCUUGCGGAAUUGGCGCCGGAAGACGAGAUGGAAAGUAGGAAGCCGGAGCCGAGGUUGUUUGUUGAUCCUAAUAUUCCGGACUUGGUGGCUGUGCCGUUCGGUGCGGAUUUUACUGCUUCGUCGGCUUACAAGAAUGGGGAGAUUAUUCUUCAGGACAAGGCUUCUUGCUUCCCGGCGUAUUUAUUGUUAGGUGACCGCGGGCCUGGGGACCCGUGGGAGGGUGACUUGGUUGAUGGAUGUGCUGCGCCGGGGAACAAGACUACGCAUUUGGCGUCGCUUCUGGCGAAGCAGCAAAAGGGGAAUAAGAACAGCAGACAGAGAAUCUUUUCUAUGGAUGCAUCUAUCACCCGUUCUAGGACGCUGCAGAAAAUGGUUGGCUUGGCUGGGGCUGACUCGGUCACUGUGCUGCAGGGUCAGGAUUUCCUCGCCCUGGACCCAGAAGAUGAACAGUUUGAGAAAGUUACUGGGUUGCUGUUGGAUCCCAGUUGUUCUGGUAGCGGCAUCAUCGGGCGUGACGAGGUCCCUCAGUUCACACUCCCUGCUGCGGCACCAUACAAGGCGCCCAAGUCACAUGGAAAGAAAAGAAAGCGUGCGGACAACGAGGAAGAAGCAGAUGGCCAGUCGAAAGUUACCAUUGGAACGCCGCAGGUAGCGCCCACCGAUGAAAAUGAUAUCCCAGAUGGCACGGUCGACCCAGAGCGACUGACCAAACUAUCAAGCAUCCAAGCGCGGAUCGUUGAACACGCUUUGCGUUUCCCGAAUGCUACCCAUGUGACGUACAGCACUUGUUCUAUUCACCUGAUUGAGAACGAGGGCGUUGUGGCUCGCAUUCUGAAUUCCCAGGUCGCCAAAGAGCGCGGCUGGCGUCUCCUGCGACGUGAUGAGCAGCCUGAGGGCUUGCGUCGGUGGAAGAAACGAGGCGUGCGAGAGGAGCGGCCGGCGGAGGGAGAGACGGGGCCAUCGGGCUCGGUAGAUCUCUCCGACGAGGCACUCGAAGCGUGCAUCCGAUCCUGGCAAGGCGACGCAGAAGGUCUUGGAGGAUUUUUCGUCGCUGGAUUCAUUCGGGACCCUGCUCAUGUCACGGCCGUUCCAGCGAAGGAAAGUAGACAUGAUGAGAGUGAAGGUGAAAAAGAUGAAAAGGACGAAGACGACGAAGAAUGGGGAGGAUUCUCCGAUUAG